Molecule: messenger RNA, 1956 nt
Organism: Saimiri boliviensis boliviensis (Bolivian squirrel monkey)
Lineage: Eukaryota; Metazoa; Chordata; Mammalia; Primates; Cebidae
Source: RefSeq, a predicted model, not a curated record
AGGCGACAAAGGCUGUGGUUCCUGUUACUCAGCAGCCUCACAAACACACCAACUCCUGCAAGAAGGGACGUGAAUCUUGGAGUUCCUAGCUAUUCUGUUCCUGUUUCCAUCAGCCCCUUCCCUGAAAACUCAGAGGUGCUCAGCAUGCCAUGCUAAAAGCCAAAAUAAAAAGAUCUUGGAGACAUCUCAGGUUUAAUGAGGACUUUCCAACAUUCCAGACUGCUGCCCUGCAAUGAAGCUCUGAGUCAUGGUCUGUGGGAAUAAGGUACUGGCAACAGUGUGAACCCCAGGACAACCAACCUCACUAACCUCCACUAUAAGCAGAAGCCCAAAGUGAGUCUGGCCUGAAAUCAGAGCAAGCACUGCAGAAAGGCAUCUUUGCUAAUGGAAAGAGGAAAGAAGAAAAGAAUUUCCAAUAAGUUACAACAAACUUUCCACCAUUCUAAAGAACCCACCUUCCUUAUCAACCAAGCUGGGCUUCUCUCUAGUGACUCUUAUUCUAGCCUUUCGCCAGAAACAGAGACAGUUAAUCCUGGUGAAAAGAUAAAGACAGACACUCAGAAAAAAAGACCUGGAACUGUGAUACUAUCAAAACCAUCAAGUAGAAGCAUUAUGUCGGAAAGCCAGUUUAGUCCCCCUGUGAUCCCUGCUCGCAGGCCUGGAUUGCGGGUAUGCUAUAUCUGUGGUCGAGAAUUUGGGUCCCAGUCAAUUGCCAUUCAUGAACCCCGGUGCCUACAGAAGUGGCAUAUUGAAAACAGCAAGUUGCCCAAGCACUUGAGGAGGUCACAACCCUCCAAACCGCAGUCUCUUGGUGGCAGUGGGUCCUCCAGUCUUCAGGCAACGAAUGAGGCUGCAUUUCAGAGUGCCCAGGCUCAGCUUCUGUCCUGUGCGUCCUGUGGCCACACAUUCUUGCCAGAUCGUCUUCUUGUUCAUCAGAGAAGCUGCAAGCCAAAGGGUGAGGGUCCCAGAGCACCGCACGGUAAUAGUUCUGAUCACCUUACUGGCCUCAGGAAAGCUCCUGGUGGAACCCCAGCCCGACCAAGGACCGUUGUCUGCUACAUUUGUGGUAGGGAAUUUGGCACCCUAUCCCUUCCUAUUCAUGAGCCCAAAUGCCUGGAAAAGUGGAAAAUGGAGAAUGACCGGCUUCCCACGGAGCUCCAGCCGCCACUCCCACAGAAGCCUCAGCCACUUCUGACUGUGCAGUCCAGCCACAUGUGACCCAGUCAAGCUCAGCUUGUGCCCUGCCCAAAUUGUAGCCUGACGUUUGCCUCAGACUGCCUUCUGGUACAUCAGAGAAGUGGUAAAACUCAACCUCAUGGGCCAAAAGAUCAGAAUUUGACCUUAGGGAGUAAAGGAGGCCUAAAAGAGUCCACUAAUUCCAAGCAGCAAAGGAACAUGGCAGGACCCAGUGUAACUGAUAAGAUCAUUCAGGCCACAUAAGAUGCAUUACGUGAACCUGGUGGCACCCUCUGCCUGUAGGGAAUGAGAGAAAACCAACCCCCAAAUCAGCCACCUCAGCCCCUAGUAUUUUUUCUAUCAAUGCUUUAUGUCAGCCUCAAUGCAGCCUGUUCAAGUUAACUCCCUGUUGGACUCCAGGGCUUGUAUCUCUCUUGGCUAAAUAGGUACAAAAACAUCAUUGCCUGAUGGGUUCAUAUUCCUUUUCAAUUCUGCUGUCUAAAAGAAGGAGAAAUGAACUACUUUCUUCCCUGAUCCCUGAUACAAAUAAUCCCUGGGAGAGACUGUAAUUUGAAAAUGAGUCAUUAAUGCUGUGUCUACAUUACAGAGAUAUAAUAUAAUUCCCUUCCAACAGCCAAUAUUUAUUGCUGGUUUAUUUUAGUCAUCUACCUUAGGAAUUCAUUUUUGGCAAUGCUGGGUUAUGCUGAGUUUAUCUUACUAAAAUAGAAUCUAUGUCAAAAACCCCAAAUGACUUUAGCAACAAUUAAACACUGAAACACU